Aedes aegypti (yellow fever mosquito) is the source of this 1593-nucleotide messenger RNA. It is a transcript of the gene shu, whose product is annotated as inactive peptidyl-prolyl cis-trans isomerase shutdown. The coding region runs from base 148 to 1476 and encodes 442 amino acids. Gene Ontology annotation, molecular function: peptidyl-prolyl cis-trans isomerase activity; protein binding. The record is from RefSeq and is a predicted model, not a curated record. The transcript is spliced from 2 exons. NCBI's taxonomy places the organism in Eukaryota, Metazoa, Arthropoda, Insecta, Diptera, Culicidae.
UUCGUAAACAAAGCAAAGUUAAAACCACGCUUGGCACGCUUCCGAACCGGGCUUUGUCGAGUUGUAAUUAGAAAUUUUUACUUGUUAAUUCCAAUAAAUUAAACGAUAAACCAUCUUUUUCAUUCCAAAAACUUAAAUCUUCAAACAAUGGAAGGUUCGGUGCUGAAAGAAGCGCUCAACAUCAGCGAUUUGCUCGGGGAACAUGGAGCCCAAUUCCAGAUCAGCACCAAGUACAACGACCACGGCGAAGAGUUCUUCAUGGAGGAUGAUUACGGCAGUGCGGACGAAGACGAAGAUGCCCACCGUAAGAUCAUGAAUCCCUGGGACCGAAGCUUCGACGAAUUGCGCGCGCAAAUGUUUAUGGUGUCGGAAUUUGUCUACAAGAGAAUCACCAAGCAGGGCGUGGGAGAUGAGCUGGUUCCGGACCGGGCCCGAGUCACGAUCGAUUACAAUGCGUACUUUGAGGGCGAAACGUACGCGUUCGAUUCCACAUCGAUGCGGGGGGAAUACAAAACGUUCACCAUUGGCAAAUCGGAAGUUCUCCAGGGAUUGGAAGAAGCGGUUCAAUCCAUGAAGCCCAGCGAAGAGGCCCAGUUCGUUAUUGGCUAUCAGGUUUUGUUCGGAGAACUGGGUUGCAAGCCGAGAAUUAAACCCAAAGCUGACGCUUUAUUCAUUGUGAAGCUGGUCAGUUUCACGGAUCCUGGGGAUGCUGAUGCAUUGGACAAUUUGACCCAGGAAGAGAAAACGUCGUAUGCUGUUGUGAAAGACAAAGUGGCCGAUACGAGAACGCACGCCAAGGAUUACUUCAAGCGGAACAUGGUAGCGAACGCGAUCAAUGAUUACCACAAGGCGGUCAACUAUUUGGAAGGGUGCCAUGUGAAGAACGAGGAGGAACAGAAGGAACAAACCGAAACGUUAAUUGCGUUGUACACCAGUUUGGCGGUUUGCUACAACAAGAAGGACAACCCGCGCCGGACAUGUUCGAUGAUUAACGAAAUUCGACGCUUGGGGAACAUUGACCGGAUGUCCCGGGCACUGUUCCACGAGGGACGGGCUCUGAUGAACCUGGGAGAGUACGAACGGGCCAAAACAAGCCUACUGAAAGCUCAACGGCUGGAAGCCACCAACAAGGACAUUGUAAAGGAAUUGAAGAUCCUGAAUGAACGGUGGGAAAAACAUCGCCAAGAGGAGCGAUCGAUCUGUGCUCGGGCGUUCGGCUUGAAGGAACGCAAGGACGAACGGCAAACCGAGGAACAGGUCAAGUUUACCAACACGAUGAAGAAGAACCUGGAGGAGUUUGUGGCGGACGAAAAGAGCAAACAGUUCACGCUGCCGGAGGGCCUCACCACCAAGGAGAUGGACAUCGUCCAGGAUUUGGCGGACGAGUUCGACGUGAAGCUGAACUUGUACAAGGAGAGUAGCAAGGACUUUUAUCGACUGGAGAAGAAGAAAGCUGGAGGAGAGGGCGAGCAAUAGAGGAGUGGACGAACUAUGUAGGAAAGGGUGAAAUGGGAGAUUUUUAAUUGACUUCUUUCUGAUUCAUUGACUGUAAAAUAAUCAACUGAAAUAAAUGACUACCUACUCAAUCAUAUA